Messenger RNA from Paraphaeosphaeria sporulosa, 888 nucleotides. RefSeq lists its product as uncharacterized. Gene Ontology annotation, cellular component: nucleus. The record is from RefSeq and is a predicted model, not a curated record. Bases 1 to 888 code for a protein of 295 amino acids. Gene Ontology annotation, molecular function: DNA binding. Lineage: Eukaryota; Fungi; Ascomycota; Dothideomycetes; Pleosporales; Didymosphaeriaceae. The transcript has 3 exons.
AUGACGAAGAAGAGGAAGAGAUAUCCCGACCUUAAUCAGAAGCUCGAGCGACCAUGGUGCUUCUACUGCGAGCGCGACUUCGACGAUCUGAAGAUUCUCAUAUCGCACCAGAAGGCGAAGCACUUCAAGUGCGAGAAAUGCGGUCGCCGUCUGAACACGGCCGGAGGUCUCAACGUGCACAUGACACAGGUCCACAAGGAGCAGCUGAACCAGGUCGAGAAUGCGAUUGCCGGCCGCGGCGGCCUUGAUAUCGAGAUCUUCGGCAUGGAAGGCGUGCCCCCGGAGAUCAUCGACCAGCACAACCAGCAGGUUACCGCGGCGCAUUUUGCGGACGAGGCAGCGCGGCAGCUGGCUACGGGCAACCCGACGCGAGGCUCGGGCUUGAACGGGGCAACCAAGCGCGCGAAGAAGAAUGAGACGCUCGAGGAGAUCCAGGAGCGCGCGGAGAAGUACAGGGUUGAUAGGGCGAACGGCGUGCUCCCGCUGCCUGUUGCAGACGUCCAGCUCGAGCCGACUCCGCCUGCCGCUCAACCCUUCGCUCCCCCGCCCGGCGCUGCAGGAUACGCCCCCGGCCAAUUCCCACCCGGCGCCGUUGCCCCCGUGCGACCAGGCAGUAUCCCCGGCGCCGGCGGACUCCCACAGCGACCGCCCUUUGGUGCACCACCGCCAGGUGCAUUCCCUCCGAAUGGCGCACCGCCCGGCACCGACUUUACUGCCUCGCUUGACGAUCUUAUCGCGGAUGCGCAGAAGCCUCCGACGGCAGAAGCCUCGGCGGAGAAGAAGAGCAAGAAGGACAAGAACAUCAGACUGGUGUUCUUCGAUGAGAUUGUCAGUCCCGAGGAGAAGAUGGCCGCGUUGCCCAGAUAUGCAGAGUUUGCGCGAGUGUGA